Messenger RNA from Anastrepha ludens (Mexican fruit fly), 8148 nucleotides. RefSeq names its product bromodomain and WD repeat-containing protein 3 (gene BRWD3). Gene Ontology annotation, biological process: cytoskeleton organization; regulation of transcription by RNA polymerase II; regulation of cell shape. Gene Ontology annotation, molecular function: protein binding. The coding region runs from base 46 to 7281 and encodes 2411 amino acids. The transcript has 16 exons. The record is from RefSeq and is a predicted model, not a curated record. Gene Ontology annotation, cellular component: nucleus. NCBI's taxonomy places the organism in Eukaryota, Metazoa, Arthropoda, Insecta, Diptera, Tephritidae.
AUAAAAGUGAAUCAAUGUCGCAUUUAAUUGAAUAAAUGUUACAAAAUGGAAAAUAAUAAAGAAUUGGUAGCGGAGAGAAUUGUAACGCCUGAGUUAUAUUUUCUCAUAUCGAAGUUUCUGGCUUCGGGUCCGCUGCGGGAAACGGCUGAGGUCCUGGUACGUGAACUAGAACAAAAGAAGGUUUUACCACGGCGUACUGAUUGGUUGGGUAAUGAACACGAGCAAAGUUUCGCUGAGCUGGAACAAAAAUAUGCACACGUCGGACCCAAUCACCUUUUAGAAAUAUGUUGCCGCAUAGGUCCGAUACUCGACAAAGAACUGCCACCGGCAGUAUUGGGCAUUGUCUCCUUACUUGGUACCGGCCGUCAAAGUUUGUUGCGUACCGAAGGAAGUAUUUAUCGGUCGAGAUCCUUAUUGGAUUACUGUACACGUUUACAUGGUGUAUCGCUUCCCGAUUCCGCAAUAACAAAACCCAUUCACAAUUUGCAAAAAGUCAUAACUGGUCGCGAAUACGGUGGACCAAUUCGACGAAAGUUGUUGGUGCCCACAAGCCUCUACAGUAAAACCAAACUACUGAAGCGAACCGUAGGACAUUUGUCCUCUGUGUAUUGUGUGCUUUUUGAUCGCACUGGUCGUUACAUUAUAACGGGUGCCGAUGAUCUUCUAAUAAAAAUAUGGUCUGCUUUGGAUGGUCGUUUGUUAGCUACGCUACGGGGCGCUUCAGCAGAAAUAACCGACAUAGCAAUCAAUCUUGAUAAUACAAUGUUAGCAGCUGGCUCAUUAGAUCGCAUUCUACGUGUUUGGGACAUGCAGACCACAUCACCGAUAGCUGUGCUUACGGGCCAUACCGGCAUGAUAACAUCGGUUAAUUUCUGCCCCUCGCCACGAGGUGAUCUAAAAUAUUUGGUGACCACCAGUACUGAUGGUUCAAUUGCAUUUUGGCAAUAUUCGACGCCGCGCGGCCAAAAAAUAACUUUUGCACCCAAGCCGAUACAGUAUCACGAGAAGCUGCGUCCGGGACAGGCUCAAAUGAUGUGCACAACCUUUUCGCCAGGUGGCAUGUUUCUCGCAGCUGGCUCAGCUGAUCACCAUGUACGUGUAUACAUUAUGUCAGAAGAUGGACCUAAACGCAUUCUCGAAUCGGAAGCGUAUACGGAUGCUGUGGACUCGGUGCAGUGGUCGCAUAGAGGAUUACGUUUCAUAUCGGGAAGCAAAGAUGGGACUGCACAUAUAUGGAAUUUCGAAUCACAACAAUGGAAAAGCACUAAGUUGUGCAUGACAGAACGGUUACAUAGCUGCCCACCACCAGAAGAGGGUAAAAAGUUGAAGGUUACUAUGGUCGCUUGGGAUUGCUCUGACAAAUAUGUUAUUACCGCCGUAAAUGACUUCACAAUAAAAAUUUGGCAUUCAAAAACUGGUAAAUUGCAUCGUGUACUGCGUGGCCAUAAGGAUGAACUCUAUGUUCUCGAAUCAAAUCCAAAAGAUGAACAUGUUUUGCUUUCCGCUGGUCAUGAUGGUCAGGUUUUUCUGUGGGAUAUUGAAAAUGGAAUUUCUGUGGCUGAGUUUGUAAACGAUAUCGACGGCCAGGGACACGGAGGUGUGUUCGAUGCGAAAUGGUCACCAGAUGGCACCAUGAUCGCGGCUACAGACUCACAUGGCCAUUUACUUAUAUAUGGACUUGGUAUUGGUCCAGAUAAAUAUAAACUACUUCCAAACGAAUUAUUUUUCCACACGGACUAUCGUCCAUUGAUGCGAGAUGCAUCUCAAUAUGUUGUUGAUGAACAAACUCAAGUAAUGCCACAUUUGAUGCCGCCGCCAUUUCUCGUGAACUCCGAAGGCAAUCCCUAUCCCGUACAGUAUCAACGUUUUGUCCCUGGUCGUGAAAAUUGUACCCGCGAACAGUUGAGACAAAUUUUAACAGUAGGUGAUGACGGCACGGUAAUUGUUCCAAAUAUAAAUGGCACUGGCGGGAACUUCUCACACAUUGAUCGCCUAAUAGCCGUACUAGCCAAUCGUCAAGGUGCUGCUCCAGCAUCACCAGCAGUGAUUGUCGGAAACAAUGCAGCUGGCAAUCAUUCACAACUGGAUCGUCUUAUAGAGGCACUUGCCAGUCGCCAAGGUCAGGACCAGGCACCCGAUUCCAACAAUCGUCCGUCAAGUAGUCGCUCAGCGGCUGGAGGAGCGAGGUCAUCGCGUUACAGCUUCGAUGAUUUACCUGGGCAUUCCUUGAAUCAAGAUAAUGUAAAUCGUCAAGAUACAGUCCGUGUUCGGCCAUCAGGUGAACAACAAUUGGUACCAAUUACAGAUCAGCCAGCUCAACCGUCGCAGAUUAAAUAUUUUCGUCGUAUCUAUGUACGCCCUAUGAAGUACCAGCAAUUGCAAAACCUCAAACAAACUGUGUAUGCGGCUGGUCAUUAUGAGAUGCAGGAGUAUAAGCGCGAGAUGCGCAGACGACCCAUUAUGAUAAAUACAGGUAAUGUUGCGAGCGCACAAUCUAGCGCCAAUCGUCAACGCAAUACAAGGGGUAAUAAUGGCACUGGCGGUGGUGCUGUUCGUGCACGUCGUCGUCAGGGGCCAGGCAGUCAACCGCAGCCGGCUUAUCGCACACGUGCUGUGCGUGAUCAGGAAGAGCUAGACGCCCCACCGCCGCCAGAAGAAGAGGAGGAGGAUGAAGAAAGUAAUUCAUCAUCGGGUGAUACCAGCUACUCGAAUGUGGAAGAAAACCUAGAAGAAUCUUCGGAUGAUUCGGAUACCGAAAGUUCAGAUUAUUCGGAUUGGGUAGCAGAUACGCCAGGUCCGAAUUUGGAGCCACCAAAGCGUUCGAAGCGCAAGCCAUUGUCGAGACGGCGCACAUUUAGUGACGAUAGUAGUGACGAGACUACAGAACAAGCUACAACGUCUGCUGGCGCAGCUGCAAAGGCUACGAAGCGAAAUAAGCGUGUCGUUAUACCGCCACCAGCACCCAACGGCGAAAUACCUGAGUUAUAUCGACCUGCUGAAUGGCUUUCGGAGGUGAUACCGCGUAAGGCUCCUUACUAUCCACAAAUGGGUGAUGAGGUGGUAUACUUUCGGCAAGGACAUCAACGUUAUUUAGAAGCAGUACGUCUUAAAAAAGUUUACAAAUUAACACACAGUUCAGAGCCAUGGAACUUUCGAACAUUGCGCGAUCGUGAAUUUGUACGUGUGAUUGGCAUCAAGUAUGAAAUACGGCCGCCUCGAUUGUGCUGCCUCAAAUUGGCAAUGAUUGACGAUGAUGGCAAUAUGACGGGCACAUCUUUUAAAAUCAAGUACCAUGAUAUGCCGGACGUGCUCGACUUUCUGGUGUUGCGUCAAACUUUCGAUCUGGCGGUUCAGCGUAAUUGGGGUGUUGGCGAUCGUUUUCGCUGCAUGAUUGGUGAUGGUUGGUGGAUGGGACAAAUUGAAUCACGUUACGCACUUUCUACCGAUUUUCCUGAUUCGUACUUCAUGUGUUUCCGGGUUCGCUGGGACAAUGGCGAGUAUGAGUAUAUGAGUCCAUGGGAUAUGGAACCGAUUGAUGAAAAUCGACUGCCCGAUGAGGUGGGUGGAGCGGUACCUGUAUUACAGGAGGAGAUACGCGCUACUUUAUAUCAACCGAAAUCGGAAGAGUGGCAUCGGGGAGAUCGGGAUGGGUCAUGUAGGCGCAUUAUCAACGGCUUAGAGCAGGUAAUGCGUCUCUCGAUUGCCGAACACUUUCUGGCACCAGUUGAUUUAAAUGUGUAUCCAGACUAUGCUUAUCUGAUUGAGUAUCCAAUCGAUUUGACCACCAUCAAGUCUCGUUUCGAAAAUCAUUUCUAUCGGCGCAUUACUUCAGCGCAAUUCGAUGUGCGUUAUUUGGCAACAAAUGCUGAAAAAUACAAUCGCUCCCACACGAAUAUUGUAAAACAUGCGCGCAUUAUAACCGAUCUAUGUUUACGCGUAAUCAGGGAGCCAAAUGAUAUUGAUGUUGCUGCUGUUUACCAUCAAUUAGUUGAUGUAUAUCACUCAUCCGAAACUGAGAACGAUAAUGAAUCAGAUGUGGUACCAUCGACCAGUACUGGUCCAUCCACAUCGGCUGCAGCCCGUCAAAAAAUGUCAGCUACUCGAAGAUCAAGUCGCAUUCGUUCCGAUGGCGAUUGGCGUACUGAAUGCCGUCAACUAUUAGACUUAAUGUGGCAGCGUAACGAUUCGUUGCCAUUCCGUGAACCAGUUGACACACUAGAAUUCCCCGAUUAUCUUGAAAUUAUUUCAUCACCAAUGGAUUUGCGUACCGUUAAAGAGGAUUUGCUCGGUGGUAAUUAUGAAGAUCCUUUAGACUUUGCAAAGGAUGUACGUUUGAUAUUUCAAAAUUCGCGUAACUACAACACCAAUAAGCGUUCACAAAUCUACUCCAUGACGCUGCGCCUCAGUGCGCUGUUCGAAUCCCAAAUCAAAACGGUGAUCAGUAACUGGAAGGCAGCUCGUCGGCGUGCGAAUAAGAACAAAUCAGGUAGUGCUCGCGGCUCUAGUAGUAGUCCUGUAAAACGUCAACCGCCCGAUCGCAAUCGUGGUGGAGUAGCAUCUAAGCGUGCACGCAGCCAGCGAAACACACGCCAACUCCAUAGUUCGGAUGAUGACGAUGACGACGAUGACGAAAAUGAGAACGGUGCUGGCCGUGUGAAUAUACAGCCACGUGGUAGUCAACGCCGGGGUAUCAGCGGAACAACGAAUGGCAGGAAUGGUCUGCAUCGUGGCGGUACUACUGUUUCGGUGGCUGCGAGUACCUCUGCCGGCUCGAAUCGUGUUAGCUCGUCUUCUUCACUACAACGGCGCAGUGGUGAAGCAACACAAGCAACGCGGAGCUCACGUCGCAAGGCCGCCAGUCAAGAGAUAGAUGAUGACGACGAUGAUGAGGAUGAGGAGGAUACAGAAUUGCACGUAACGGAUGAGCAUACCAGUGUGACGAGUUCCACCUCAGAUGACAGCGAGAGCGACGAUAGUUCAGAGGAUGGUCUAAAUGGUAGCAACGAUGGAUCAGAUAACAACGAUGCGCGCGGUAAGCGUGCCGCUGCACGUCGUUGUAAACGGCGAAGUGGCGCCGAUGAUUCGGAAGACAGCUACAAACCCGACAAUGAUAGACGUGGCAGUAAAAGGCGCAGUGCCCGCGCACGCGGUAGUAAAAAGAAGACGAUAAAAAAAUCAAGUCGAAAAAAACAGGAUAAACAGCAGCAAGCCACACGUAAGCGACGACGACUCAUCGAAGACGAUGCUGAUGAGGAUUAUAUGGAUCAAAGCGGUAAAAGGCGUACGACGACGAUAGCAGCCACCGCAAAUGGUGCACGUCGUGCUGCUAAUGGUGCUGCUGUCACAAAUGGUAACGUGCGCAGAGGCAAUAGGCGACGUUUGCAGUCAUCUGAGGAUGAGCACGGAAAUAUGUUGGCACAACACACAAGUUCGCAGGCGGAUGAGAGCACACAAGACACGAUUACGGGUCACCCAGCGACGGUGGGUAUGACAACACCAAAAAAACGUGCUUCGGCAACCGGGCGUUCGCAUCGUGGUGGCCAAGCAUUGAAUGUUAGCGAAAACAGUGCUAGUACAAGUACCAACGUAUCACAGCAACAAAGCCCUUCCCGCAAUACGCGCAUGCAAACGAGUACGUCGGCUACGGUAAACAAUCGUCGAAGUGCCACGGAAAUCGAUCACAGUUACCAUCUUCCAAUGCGCAAUGGCCGCAUUGCCGACUCAGAUACAGACUCGCGUGAAGUAGCAGCCAACGCGCGUCCUACCAGGUCUAGCUUUAAGCGCGCCAUUUUAGAGUGGGCGCGCACUAGUGAUGUGGAUGAUGCAGAGCAGGAGGGAGGAGUUGAAGAGGAGGACAGUGAGGAGGCAGAGGAGAUUCUGCCUACACCGACGCCCACAAAGGUUACGCCUUCUAAGGCAAAUAAUGCUAGCAAUCUACUAAACGGUCCCUCAACCAGUCGAGCUGCUUAUGGUGGUUCAGUUGUGCCCGUAGCGGUUGGAACGGUACGUCAGUUGCGCACCAAUCGUAAUACAAUUGUUGAGCCGCCAGACGAGGAGGAGGAUUCGGAAGAUGGGGACGGAAGCGAAAAUGAGCCGCUUGUUUCAAGUCAAGGCAUCGGAGCUGGAGCUAAUGGGCGUAUUCAUCCUGCCAGUUACCCGCCAACCCGCAGCACCACUAACACUGCCACGCCUCGUCUGCAGGCGCACGCUGCUGCCAUGAGCAAUGCUCACAUGACGCGCUCACACGCCACGUCAACAACGUCGUCGAACGUAACUACCUCUACAUUGUCAGCGCAUGAUCACAAUUAUUUGGGUACAGAAGCGUUGGGUCCGUCCACCUCGGUAACCGCUUCACGUGGUACUGCACGUCGCGUGUUAUCGCGACAUCAGCGCAACGCUGAUGAAUUGGACAGCAACGCUGAUGAAUUGAACAGCGGCGCUGAUCCCCUAGAAAACGUAAGCAUGCUGAUGCGAAACGCACGGCUUCGCCGCGGCCUACCAACAUCGACGACACAGAAUACAAUAUUUGGCAGCAGAAUGAUACCAACGACAUCGGCAACCGCAGCGACAGUGCUAGCACCGCAACCUCCUACCCGAACAGUUCGACGUGGGCGUUCACGAUAUAGUCAAGAACAUUCACAAACUGCCGAAGAUGAUGAUGAUGACGAAAGUGUAGAAGAAGAUGCUAGCGCCGCUUCGGACAAGGGCACUGAUGGAGGUUCUAGUACGCAUGGAGACGACAACGAUGAUGAUGCUACCGAUGACUCGGAAGACAAUCAACCAUUGACUUCGUAUGUACCAUCUGGGAGGCGCACACGUAGUCGCGGCAAACCGGCACGUCGCACCAAUCGCCGGCGUCGUUCGGAUGACUCCUUCGUGUGCGACGAUGACGACGAGGAUUAUGAAGUAGAACGUCAACGGCAGCGAAGACGUCAACAGCAAAGAGCACGGUCACGUCGACAUAGCGAACGCGACAGUCCCCAGCGCGAUAGUCGCAAGCAGCGUGGAUCGCGCAAUCAAAAGCGACCACGCUACAAUGAACAGAGUGAUGAUGAAGUGUCGCAUGACUAUAGCAACAUGCGAAAGCGACGACGAGACGCGGGUGUGGAAGGUGAUUUGGUAGGCAGCACAUCACAGCGCUCAGCGACACAAAGACUGCCACGCAAUAACGAAGUGACGGACAGUUCUGAAGGUGAUGAUGACGAACAGUUGGUUAGCGUUAGCAGUCGCGGACGCGUGCGAAAAAUAUCGGCUAAGGCGCGUCGUAUUUUCAAAGAAUAAACAUGGGUGCGUGCACUUAGGUACCGGUGUUCGAAAUGACUGUUUAUAAACACACGCAUACAUAUAGUGAAAAUUAAAGGAGAAACAAGAAUGUGUAGUAACUUUAUUAAAAAUAUUACUUUUAAACAUGUAAUUAUAUAUAGUAUAUGCAACUCGUUUGAGACGCGCUUUCAAUUUGUUAUAUAUUUAUGGAUAAUUUUCUUUAACCUCUCUAACACAAAAUAUACGCGAAUUAAGCGAUUUUGCUAACGCAUUGCACACUAGAAGCGUGGCUAUUUAGUAAUUUAAGAUUUAGUUAAAAUUUAUGUUUUAAAUAAAUAUGUAUGUUUGCAAUUCGUAGGAACAUGGAAGCUGUUAGAAAGACUCAACACAGACAAUUACAAAAAAGGAAGAAAGCAUCAAUAAGAACUUUGCACUUUGGCUGCAAUAUGAAUUUUCAUAGAUAUUAUUUAACCACAAACAACGCAAAGCAAUUUUCUCAUAUACUUUACAUAUUUCCCUAAGUUACCAAACAAUUUAAGACUUCCAUACGCUAUUCAUCAACGUAACUAUUUACCAUUCAUAUAACUUUUGUAAUAUAUUCUAAUUACUUGAAUGGACAAACCUCGAAAAAGUCUUAAGCUUUCAUGCUCCAUCAAAAUGUUUUUUUAAUAUUAGAGUAAAAUGUUGAUUUAUUUUCUUUUUUUUCUGAAGUUUUAAAAAACAUGCAUCAUUUCAUUACAUCAUAUAGAAAUAGACACAGCCAUUUAACUUCUAUUUCAUACAAAGUAACACGACCGGGUCGGCAUUGCCUACCAUAAUCACCAUGCAUUAUUCCAUCUGAAUACUUUAUCAUAACUUAUUUCAAUGUAAUUUUAUAAUUUACUA